Desarmillaria tabescens is the source of this 1516-nucleotide messenger RNA. RefSeq lists its product as uncharacterized. The coding region runs from base 250 to 1167 and encodes 305 amino acids. The record is from RefSeq and is a predicted model, not a curated record. The transcript is spliced from 5 exons. Lineage: Eukaryota; Fungi; Basidiomycota; Agaricomycetes; Agaricales; Physalacriaceae.
CGAUCCCCUCGUUAUAUUGAAAAGUAAGUUAAGUCCGUAUUUGAUUUAGAGUGAAGUAAUUGACGCGUGAUUUGUGGCAGUCAGCUGUGCGGUGUGCUCCACGGUGGCUAUUGCGACUACUGUACAUCGUCUCUUCAUUCGAAGGGGUCGAUAUUGGGCUGAUGAUGUAAGUUCUCGCUCUUGGAGAUGAAAGGUCCAUUAGCUCAAAGGUUUUUUUUUUUCCUGCCGUAGGCAUGGGCGCUGGUAUCCAUGACUGCUCUCUUUCUCCAGAUUGCGGCCGUGUUUAUGCAUUUACCAAAUCCCGAUGUCCUCUCGAGGUCCACGCGUAUAGCAGCUUACUACCUCAUGGCUACCACUUUCUACGUUGUUAUAUGGACAGCCCGGCUCUCGAUCUUAUUUUCGAUUAUCCGGCUGGAUCCCAGCGAGAACCGACGACGUAGACUCCUAUGCAUCGCUGCUCUAUUUAUCCUCGUUCUCACAAUCCUUAUCGCUCAGCUCUACUGGGUCUGUGAACCGGAGCCGCGGUGGAAGGACAUGCAGAGCCCCCAAUGCACCCUCAAUAAGCAAGUGGCUAUCUCCCAACUAGUCUCCGACGUGAUUGCGGAUCUCAUCUUGAUUCUCGCUCCGCUAAAACUCCUUGCCGGACUAGAAGACAAGGGUCUUCGACAUCGUCUCAUGGUCAUCUUCUCGACGUGCAUCGUGACGACUGUAGUAUCCCUCGUCCACGCGGCCUAUAUCCUCACUUCAGCCCCAACAAAGGUGGUCAUCUCGGCCAUAGUAGAGGACUGCUUUUCUUUGAUUGUGUGUAACAUCCCUGUGGUCGUCACGGCGGCAAUAAGAAUACGAGAAGAGUCGCAGCAUGGCAAGGCUAAGAAAGGACAACUGGUAUCUACCUUCCUGCAUUUCGCUUCGCGCGUCCUCACGCACAAAGACACGGCGGCGACUCAUCCUCACCUGCAUGUUGCGACGGUGAAGCUUGACGACAUAAAUACGGGGACGACGGGAACUUCUACGACGACUACGAUGACUCACAGUAAUAAGGACUUGACGACGUUUGAAUUGGAGGAUGAACCAGAUUUGCGUGCACCGAUUGGGCUAGACUCGCGUGCGUAUGGCAGUGGGACUAAAUCCUACGGACUUGUGUCUGGUUCAAGUGUCCAUGUAUGAUUGGACUAAAGACGUUUAUCGAUAUUCCCUACCACCGAUGUUAGCCUCCGGUUAUUAUAGUCCUCGAUAUCUUGAUCUCAAAAUUUAACAUAUUCUCGUGUAUUAUAACUUUACUUACUGCUGUAUCCAUCCACUUUUAGUAUCUUCUUUUUUGCUAUACACCGAGUCAGUGAUAAAUGCUUUUAAAACUAGAGGCAUAGAUCCCGUGGAAAAUCCUAUCCUCCGCUUCCUAACUAAUUGACGACAAUUAUCGAGAGUAAUUUGUUGGAAAACGGGGUAUCGGUUCGUUCCCAGUGUCACAUGCGCGGUAGCAAGCCAAUAGUAUUGCGCUUGGCUGAGCUCUGCAAAC